Messenger RNA from Acipenser ruthenus (sterlet), 1690 nucleotides. RefSeq names its product ankyrin repeat and SOCS box protein 16-like. Gene Ontology annotation, biological process: positive regulation of protein catabolic process; protein ubiquitination; intracellular signal transduction. Lineage: Eukaryota; Metazoa; Chordata; Actinopteri; Acipenseriformes; Acipenseridae. The transcript is spliced from 5 exons. The record is from RefSeq and is a predicted model, not a curated record. The coding region runs from base 275 to 1648 and encodes 457 amino acids. Gene Ontology annotation, molecular function: protein binding.
UCUUGUGAUCGUGUUUUUAAAAGGGCAUCUGCACCUGUCAAUCUCGGCAACCGAUACUGCUAAACGGAACAGAGUACCAAACUGCUUGACACAUGGUCACCGGAAUUGUACUGGGAGUAUUCUGAAGUUCAUUAAAUGUUCACUUAGGGUUUUUUUUUAUUAUUAUUAUUAAGCACUUAUAACCCUGUAACAGUAGCAGGCUCCAUACCAGUUACUUGUGGAGACUUUACCGGUGUUACACAACACCUGUUUGAAUGUUAGAGGACGGUAAAUAAUGUCGCGCCGGGAUACAUUCGUUUUCACCUCCACCACGCUGCGGGCCCUGCGCCAUCAGCAGGACAUGUUGGACUGGGAGACCGAGCGGCGGGCCCUGGCAAGGCGGAGGCUCCUUCUCCCCAAAGCCAGGAAGAUGAUCACCCCCCGACCGCAACCAGCCGGGGAGUCCAAAUACUGCCGCGACGCUGUCAUCCACAACGCUCUUUUCACUGGGGACCUCGACAAAAUCAAAUGCAUCUUUAAUGACGAGUCCACGUCAAACAUGAUCAUAGAAACGCUCAACGAUGAACUUGUCUGGUCACCAGAGAUGGGGCUUUGGGCCUUGACCCCCAAGCCGAAGUACACGUCUGCGUUACGCAUCACUGCAGGCAGGGGCUACACUGCCUGUGCCAAGCUGCUUCUGCACAAGGGGGCUAAUGUGAAUGCCAGCCCUGGGGGGCUCAGCGCCCUUCAUGAUGCCUGUGCCGGUGGCUUCACCGACUGCGCCCAGCUGCUCCUCAGCUACGGAGCCAACCCAAACAUCCUCUCCGAAGAGGGAAGCGCUCCCAUACACCUCUGCACCACCCCCAAGACCUUCCAGUGCGCCAAACUGCUCUUGGAGUUCGGUGCUAACGUUAACAUCCUGACCAGAGACAGCCAGAUGAGCCCUCUGCAUGUGGCAGCGCAGCACGGCCUGGAGGAGCACCUCACCCUGUACCUGUGCAGAGGAGCCCACGUGUGCAGCCGCAACCGUGAGGGAGAGACAGCCCUUAACGCAGCCUGCGCCAGCGCUGAGAAACCCGCGGAGGGCGGGCGGUACUACCGCGUGGUGCAGAAGCUGCUCUCCGGCGGGGCGGACGUGAGGGUGGCAGGCAGGAAGAACCACACCCCGCUGCACAAUGCCUGCGCCAACUGCAGCUACCGCAUUGUGGAUCUGCUGCUCCAGCACGGGGCUGCGGUCAACCAGCAAAACUGCGCCGGAUACACGCCGAUGGACUGCGUCUUACAGGGGGUGGAAGACUACUUGGAUUGGCAACCAGAGGGCAUUGUGCUGUCCUUGCUCAAUCACGGCGCUUCACCCAUCAAUCCCAAGAUGCUCAAACUGUGCUCACUAUCCCCCAGAACCAUGGAAGUGAUCCUGAACUCGUAUGAGCACAUCCCACUGUGUGACUCCUGGGUGGAGUCUGUCCCCCCUGAGCUAUGGCAGGAGCACCACACAUUCUACAGCUCUGUGGUGCAGAUGACCAACCAGCCUCGAUCACUGCAGCACCUGGCGCGCUGUGCCGUGCGCGGGUAUCUUGACGGGCACUGCCACUCCGCCAUCACCCAGCUGCAGAUUCCUCAUUCCCUCCAGGAGUACCUGCUGCUCAGGAUCGAGGGCUCCAUCAAAUAAUGCACAGGGAUCACCUUUCAAUACAGCAAAAAUAUUCAUUAA